AUGGGAAAGAGACGGGGGAAAAGGGGAGUUGAUGAGAUUAAAAUAAUAAAAAUAGUAAUAAUAAUAAUAACAAUAACAAUAACAAUAAUAAUAAUAAUAAUAACAAUAAUAACAAUAAUAACAACAAUAAUAAUAAUAACAAUAGUAAUAUUAAUAGUAACAAUAAUAAUAAUAAACAAAAACGAGGGCGGAGAAGAGGUGAGGGGAGAGGAGAGGAGAGCGCACAGGCAAGGAGAGGGCAGAGGGCGGCCAGACGGCACAGCGACCGCACAAACUCCACAUCGCCACUCCCCCUUCUGCUGGCCGGAUGAGGCAGUGGCGGUGGCUGGGGGGAAGGGAGAGCAGCACUUGCGGCGGAGCGCGUCAAACUGUUUGGCGAAGUAG
Molecule: messenger RNA, 384 nt
Organism: Closterium sp. Yama58-4
Lineage: Eukaryota; Viridiplantae; Streptophyta; Zygnematophyceae; Desmidiales; Closteriaceae
Source: the annotation of a GenBank genome assembly